Messenger RNA from Salvia miltiorrhiza (redroot sage), 2414 nucleotides. RefSeq lists its product as uncharacterized. Bases 103 to 2100 code for a protein of 665 amino acids. Lineage: Eukaryota; Viridiplantae; Streptophyta; Magnoliopsida; Lamiales; Lamiaceae. Gene Ontology annotation, molecular function: protein binding. The record is from RefSeq and is a predicted model, not a curated record. The transcript has 9 exons.
CAAAAAAUAUAGUAAAAAAAAAAGAGCCCACAAAUUGAAAAAAGGAAAAAAAAAAUUUAAAAUGAAAAAUUAAAAAAAGGGUCCCCUCCAAAGUCCAAAGCAAUGGGUAAGGUAGCAACUGCAGAGAUGAAGCGGAAGAAGAAGAAGGGGCGACCGCCCAAGACCCAAAUUCCCCUAAUUGCCCCUCGCAAUCCCAUUAUUCUCGGCUCGCCUCCCAUCACCUACAGCCGAUCCCACCGCCGGAACCCUAAGUAUUUCAAUAUUCCGCCGCGAGAUUUUGACGCCGAGGACGAAGACGACGACGAUGAGCGCAAGGAGAAGAAGGUCAAGCUCGUCGGCCGCCUGCCUCAAUCCGACGAGACCCCCAAAAUCGAUCAGAACCUACAGCAGCAGCGGGAGAAGAAGAAGGACGCCGCCGCGCAUUCGUCUUCGCCGUCGGAGUCGGAGUCGGCCUCCGAAUCCGAGCCGGAUUCCGGUUCCCCCACCGAGCCGGAUUCGGCAGAGGAUCGCGACGCGAAGAAGCGGAAGAUCAAUGCCGUCGAUCGUGGAUCUGACGGCGCGGUUUCAACUCAGGAGAAAAAAGAUGUGAAAGCGACAGACACUCAGCAACAUGGGUCGCCAUUGGAGUCUGGUCCCACUCCACCUUUGCCAGACAAAAAGUUGUUGGUGUUCAUUCUUGACAGGCUUCAAAAGAAGGAUACUUAUGGGGUAUUUUCCGAGCCUGUGGAUGUCAAUGAGCUGCCCGAUUAUUUCGAGGUGAUUGACCAACCGAUGGAUUUUGGGACAGUUAGGAAGAAACUAGAUCGUGGAGCGUAUAAGAAGUUGGAAGAGCUGGAGGCUGAUGUGUUUUUGAUAUGCUCGAAUGCUAUGCUGUACAAUUCCCCAGAUACGGUCUACUAUCGACAGGCACGAUCGAUACAAGAUAUUGCAAAGCGGGAUUUUGAAAAUCUGAGGCAUGAAGGCGACAAUGGUCCUAAGGUUGUUCGUAGAGGCAGGCCCCCGAAUAAUAAGAAUCAGAAGAAAUCUCUUGAAACAUCCCCAUUGGAUCGUGUUGGUGCUGACCCGUCAUCAGGAGCAACUCUUACCAACGCAGAAGACAAGGCAACAGGAUCUAACUCUUACAAUCUGAGAAAGGGACCUGCAUUGUAUAGGUACCGGCCCAAUGAUCCGUAUGUCUCAUCAUACCGGCCAAGAAAUGGUGAAAACUACUCUGAUUUGUCGGGUGACUGGAAUAACGAAUUUCCAGCAUCCAUUUUAAGGGCUGACAUGAAAUACGGGAAAAAACAGUUCACCGUUGAUGAGAACAGGCGUGAUACAUAUAGGCAAUUUAAUCCCCUAUCUCCAACUAACAACUCGUCUGCUUUUACUAAUUCCAUGGGAGAUACGAAGCGACUCGUGAUGGUGGGCCUACACGAGCCCUUUGCAUAUGCGAGAAGCCUGGCCAGAUUUGCUGCGAAUCUUGGCCCCAUAGCUUGGAAAGUUGCAUCGAAGAAGAUAGACUACGUCUUGCCUCCGGGGACGCCAUACGGUCCUGGUUGGGUUGCUGAAAACGGGGCCACAACUUCACAGCCACCGUCUUUCCCAAACAAUCCUGGUGUCGACUGCAGAACUUCCGGGUCAAGUUCUUCCGUUCCACAUGGGCUCUCUGAAGAACUAGUCGAAGCCGUCAGGAGGCUCAACAGCCAGACAGAACGAGGAGGCUUACAAGGCGACACCUCUCCAUGGAAAACGCCAUUCCCACCAGUCCAACAGAACCAUAUGUAUCAUCAGCCUCAGAUUCAACCUCAGAUUCAGAGAAACGGUUUCGGUGGAAUGCUCGGAUACGAUGCACCAUCGACAUCAAGGCUGGCGCCCGUGCCAGCGAUGGAAGGGUUCCAAUUCCCCAUGCUGCAGGAGAUGCCGGCCACCUUGUCACAUCACGAGGGCGAGAUGUGGACGUUUGGCAGAUCGUCUUGGCCGGCCGUGCCAGCUCAGCACGGCCGGAGCCUUGCAGCUCCACCCGACCUCAACGUGGGGGUCCCAGCCGGCUCACCAGGUUACGGCUUGCAGAUUGGCUCACCUCAGCAGCAGCAGCAGCCAGAUUUAGCAUUGCAGCUCUGAACAUUGAUUUUUUAUCCAUUUUUGGAAAGAAGGAAAGCUAAUUUAUGCUGUCAAUAGGGAAUUUUAUGACUACUGGAAUAGGAAAGGCUGCUGCUUGGUAGUGUGUAGGAGAAAGUUUGUAAAUGUUUUGUAUCUCUUUUUCUGUUUCCUAAUUGAAACUACAGGGUUAUUAGUGUAAUUGCAUAGCCAUAGGUCUGAUCAUAGGGCAGAAGGAAAAUAUAUUUAUCAGCUUAUUUUAGUGGCAGGAGAGGAUGGUAUGGAUAUGGGCCAAAUGUUAUUAUUAAUAUAUUUAUAUAUACAAUGUUUUGAUUUUA